Messenger RNA from Erigeron canadensis, 3052 nucleotides. Its product is annotated as NF-X1-type zinc finger protein NFXL2. Gene Ontology annotation, cellular component: nucleus. NCBI's taxonomy places the organism in Eukaryota, Viridiplantae, Streptophyta, Magnoliopsida, Asterales, Asteraceae. Gene Ontology annotation, molecular function: RNA polymerase II transcription regulatory region sequence-specific DNA binding; zinc ion binding; DNA-binding transcription factor activity, RNA polymerase II-specific. Gene Ontology annotation, biological process: regulation of DNA-templated transcription. Bases 89 to 2659 code for a protein of 856 amino acids. The transcript has 13 exons. The record is from RefSeq and is a predicted model, not a curated record.
ACUCGUAUAAGCUAGGCCAAACACUCCUGACAUUCCAAACAGAAAACAAAAACACUGAUCACUCUCUGUCCACUUCCCACCAAUCCCCAUGAUGAAACCAUCAACAACCAUACACCACCGUCAUCCACCAGCCACCACUCACCUUUCCGAUUCCGACUCAUCAGACUCCUCUGACUCACCCAAACCCCACCACCACACCGAUUUCUCAAACACAAUCUUCCAAUCAUACAUCCAAUUCUCAAAUCUUGAAUCACCAGACCUCACCAAGAUCCAAUCUUUCUUAACCUCAUCAAGUUCCGGUGCACUUUCUUGCCUUAUUUGUCUCGAACGCAUUCGACCCACUGACCCCACUUGGUCCUGCACUUCCCGGUGCUUUGCUGUCUUUCAUCUCGUGUGUAUUCAAUCAUGGGCACGCCAAAGCUCCGACCUUUCUUCUCUACGCGCCGCCACACGCGGUGCUGAUGAUUCUACAUCGACAUGGAAUUGCCCGAAAUGUCGUAGUGAGUUCCCUAAAACCUUGAUUCCUAAAACUUAUACUUGUUUUUGUGGUAAAGUUGAAAACCCAUGUCAUGAUCCAUGGGUUUUGCCACAUUCUUGUGGUGAAAUAUGUAACAGGCCUUUGAAAUAUGAUUGUGGGCACAAGUGUUUGUUGUUAUGUCACCCGGGUCCUUGCCCAUCUUGCCCGAAAUUAGUUAAAGCUAGGUGCUUUUGUGGGGGUGUUGAGGAUGUUAAAAGAUGUGGGUUUAAGGAAUUCUCUUGUAAAAAAACUUGUUCAAAGUUGUUAGAUUGUAAGGUACAUUGUUGUGUUGAGAUAUGUCAUGAGGGCGAGUGUCCACCUUGUAGGGCUAAAGGGGUUUACGAGUGUCAGUGUGGGAAGGUGAAAGAGGAAAAAGAGUGUUUUGAGAGGGAUUUUAGGUGUGAGAUUGAAUGUGAGAAGUUGCUUGGCUGUGGGAAACAUGUGUGUCGUAAAGGGUGUCAUGAGGGUGAAUGUGGUGAUUGCCCGUUGCAGGGGAAGAGAACGUGCCCAUGUGGGAAACAAGUUUAUGAAGGAAUGGCUUGUGAUGUUGUUGUACCGUCAUGUGGUGGGACAUGUGAUAAGAAGUUGCAAUGUGGGUUUCAUCGGUGUCCAGAGAGGUGUCACCGUGGUAAUUGUGUUGAAACUUGUAGAAUCGUUAUCACCAAAUCUUGCAAAUGCGGGAGUUUGAGAAAACAGGUUCCCUGUUAUCAAGAUGUAGUUUGUGAAAGGAAAUGCCAACAAGUGCGGGAUUGUGGACGCCAUGCUUGCAAACGGCGUUGCUGUGAUGGUGAUUGCCCUCCCUGUUCAGAGAUAUGUGACAAGAGGCUAAGAUGCAGAAAUCACAAAUGCCCAUCUCCUUGCCACAGAGGUGCUUGUGCUCCAUGUCCAGUAAUGGUGACUAUCUCAUGUUUUUGUGGGCAGACACGCUUUGAGGUUCCUUGUGGUACUGAAAAGGAGCAAAAACCUCCCAAAUGCUCUAAACGUUGUGGGAUAACCCCUUUAUGCAGACAUAAAUCAAUUACUAAGCCACAUAAGUGCCACUAUGGAGCUUGCCCACCAUGUCGUCUGGUUUGUGAUGAGGAAUACCCUUGUGGGCAUAAAUGCAAGCUAAGGUGUCAUGGUCCUAUACCUCCUCCUAAUCCCGAGUUCAUUUUGAGACCAAAGAAAAAGAAACAAUAUUUUCAAAGUGAAAGUACUCCUGGCUCUACAUGCCCACCGUGCCCAGAACUUGUUUGGAGGUCAUGUGUUGGUGAACAUAUUGGAGCUGAGAGGAUGAUGGUCUGCUCAAAUAAGGCAAAGUUUUCUUGUGAUAAUUAUUGUGGAAACCUUUUGCCAUGUGGCAAUCAUUUUUGCACUAACACCUGCCAUUCCCUCAUGGUUCAAUGUGAAGAGUGCAAUUUACCAUGCCAACGGGAGAGGGAACCUACAUGUCCGCAUUCAUGUCCACGGAAGUGCCACCCCGAAGAAUGCCCUCCUUGCAAGGUGCUUAUAAAACGUGCAUGCCAUUGUGGUGCUAUGGUUCACGUUUUCGAGUGUUUAUAUUACAACAGCAUAUCCGAAAAGGAGCAGAUUUCUGCUCGUUCAUGUAGUGGACCCUGCCACAGGAAACUGCCCAACUGCACACAUUUGUGCCCAGAAAUAUGUCAUGUUGGUCAUUGCCCGUCACCAGAAAAAUGCUCCAAAAAGGUUAUUGUAAGAUGUGGGUGCCAAACCUUGAAAAAAGAGUGGUUGUGUCAACAAGUACAAGCCGCUUAUCACAGUAGUGGCCGUGACCCAAAAGAUAUAAUUAAAAGUCAAUUUGGUCUCGGACUACUCCCCUGUAACUCAGACUGCAAGAGUAAAAUCAAAGUUGAUGAUUCAGACUUGCACCUUCGGAAACCCCAUGCUCCCGAGAAAAAGGAGCCAGAUGUGGAAAAUCAUGUACGCAAGCGUAAAAGAAGGAAAGACAAAGUACAGCAAGACAACCAAGUUUCAACACUCCAGAAAAUUAUGGGGUUUGUGCGAAAGAUAUUCCUGUUUUUCAUCAUUGUUGUGAGUUUGAUUGCAACGGCGUAUUUUGGAUACAAGGGGCUCUUGUGGGUCAACGAUUGGAUGAACGAAGUUGAAAUACAAAGACAGAGAAAAAGAUAUCCAAGAAUUUAAGCCUCUGGAAUUUUCGUUUAAUCCUAGGUGAGUGGAGUUUAUUAGCUAGCUGCCAAAUUUUACAAAAGCAAGUUAACAACCCCUGAAAAAGUUACUAUGUUAAUUUAUAGAGAUUUUGUCUGUGCUGAAAAUAAUCAAUCAUGAAAGCUGCUCUAUACAAGAUGUCUGAAAAAAUAGUCCCAUUUUUUUAUAUUUAUCUUAGAACGUGUGAGAAGACGAUUUUGUAUAUCCUGACUAGGAUGUUGAAACUGAUCAAAAUAAUCGUGUCUUGUGAUGAUAGCUUAGUUGAUGGUUGAAGUGAGCUCGUAUGAAUUGAUUUGUAUUACGAACUUUUAUUCAAGUUUGAUAUAUUGAAAAGGUGUAGAUGCAUAGCUCAUUAGUUCUACCUAAAGA